Molecule: messenger RNA, 720 nt
Organism: Caenorhabditis remanei
Lineage: Eukaryota; Metazoa; Nematoda; Chromadorea; Rhabditida; Rhabditidae
Exons: 1
Coding region: 1-720 (239 amino acids)
Source: RefSeq, a predicted model, not a curated record
AUGACAAUCAACGGAACUCCAGUCAAAGCUCCACUGACCUCCGAAGUAGUUCAUGGAGAAUCAACGGAUGAUCUCUUGAGACAAAUCGCCAAUCUGAAAUGGAAACUUGCUGAGAAAGAAGUGGAAGCAAAAGACAGAAGGAUCAAUGAGUUGAAUCUGGCUCUCAAGGAAACCGACAAAACUCACAUGGAGAGAUUCCAGUUCAUUGAGCAAGAGACGGAAAGAAGAGUGCAAUUGAUUGAGGAGGUUUGCGAGCAGAAGAUAAAAGACUUGAUGAUGAAGAGUCAAUAUUCUGAAAGAGACAAUGGAAUGCAGAACGAGAGCCAAUACGACAUUAGAGAUGGUUCCGUUUCACCACAACCAACGAAUGAUUUCGAUACGAUCUCUUGUGCGAAUGCUUUUGGAGCAAUGUCGGAUAAGCUUCAUGAGUCGGAGCAGAGAGUCAUCUAUCUGCAGAAUUGUCUCCACACUCAAAUCAAAUGGAUCGAGAAGCUUUUCAGCGAUAAUGCCAGAUUGGUUCCAAAUAUGUUGAUCCAUAACCAGGGAUGUCUCCCGAAAAGAGUACAAAUGAAGUUGCAAUACAUCAUGGGAUACAUCAAAGAGGAGGAUGAAGCCAGCUGGGUACAACCACCAACCGAGGUCAGAAUGAUGACGAUGAACCAGAGAAUGAACGAUGAUGUGGAUAACCUUCAGUGGAGACUCAGAGAUUCUAAGUUCUGA